AUGCCCCAUGAUCCAGACACGAACCCUGAUUGUUCUUGGUGGUGGGACAACGACGGGAGCAUCAGUUGUGAAGACAUGCCCCGCGAAUGGGGCAUAAGUCGCGAGGACUUUUUGGCUUGGAAUCCUUCCAUCCGUACGGACUGCAGUAACUUUAUUGCUGGUCGCUCAUACUGUGUCGAAGCACCAUCUUCUCCUCCACCGGGCAACCCGACCGUUACAUCCCAAGAUCCAGGAACAACAACAGCCCCGGACAACGGUGUCGAGACACCACAACCCACGCAGCCGGGCAUGAUUGGCACUUGUGACCGAUUCUACCUUGUGCAAAAGGGCGACUCAUGUUCUAUCAUUGCAACUAACAACGGGAUUCCGCUUCAAAGUUUCGUCAGCUGGAACCCCUCCGUUAUGUCUGACUGCAGUGGACUCUGGGCCGAAGUUUACGUCUGCAUUCGCGUCCUCGGAUACCAGUCUACUACCGUCAAGCCCUCGUCCACAACAUCUGCUGGCAACGGCAUCGCUACCCCGCAACCCACGCAGCCAAACAUGGUAAAAAACUGUAACAAGUUCUAUUUGGUCGAACAAGGUGACAACUGCGCCGCAAUUGCCUCAUCAAAUGGCAUUUCACAGGCGCAGUUCAUCCCCUGGAACCCAUCUGUUCAGUCAGACUGCUCUGGGCUCUGGGCAAACGUCUACGCAUGUGUUCAGGUGGUUGGAAAUCCCACGAGUUCAAGCACAAGACCUUCUACUACCCAAGACAACGGCAUCGCAACCCCGUUGCCAACUCAGCCUGGCAUAGUGAAAAAUUGCGACGGAUUCCAUCUAGUGUCCUCUGGUGAAAGUUGCGCCUCCAUUGGGGCCAAAUACGGGGUUAUCGCCGCGCGAGUCCAACAGUGGAACGGUUUGACCAGCGCGUGUGCCGGGUUAUGGGCCAAUGCUUACGUCUGCGUGCGGACGAUUGGUUACAAACCUACAAACAACCUCCAAUGCGCGUCUACUGGCAAGACUUGGGGUGGCAAUCAGCCUGCCGCUCUAUCCAGCGUCGGGAAAUGGUGUAACGGUGAUUCGAGUACGGAUAGUAGCGGCGCUUACACGCUGGCGCAGACAAAGACUGGCUGCUAUAAUGCUCCCAAUGGCUCGAACAAGAUUCUGUUCACGGCUCGCAAUGACUUUGGAGCGGCCGCCACGCUCCCCGUGGCCCGAUGCGAGGAGAUUAUGCGGGCGCAGAUCAACGGCUGCACAAUGGGGGGUUCUGGUACCUCAGAAGGCUGGUGGUUUAGGUGA
Emericellopsis atlantica is the source of this 1278-nucleotide messenger RNA. RefSeq lists its product as uncharacterized. The record is from RefSeq and is a predicted model, not a curated record. Bases 1 to 1278 code for a protein of 425 amino acids. The transcript is spliced from 2 exons. Lineage: Eukaryota; Fungi; Ascomycota; Sordariomycetes; Hypocreales; Bionectriaceae.